Grammomys surdaster is the source of this 4019-nucleotide messenger RNA. RefSeq names its product myoneurin (gene Mynn). NCBI's taxonomy places the organism in Eukaryota, Metazoa, Chordata, Mammalia, Rodentia, Muridae. Gene Ontology annotation, molecular function: protein binding; DNA-binding transcription factor activity, RNA polymerase II-specific; RNA polymerase II cis-regulatory region sequence-specific DNA binding. Bases 592 to 2427 code for a protein of 611 amino acids. The transcript has 8 exons. The record is from RefSeq and is a predicted model, not a curated record. Gene Ontology annotation, biological process: regulation of transcription by RNA polymerase II. Gene Ontology annotation, cellular component: nucleus.
AAGAGCUUUGGUGAGCUGGCUCAAACAGAACUCUGGGGGUCCCAAGAGCUUUCGGGUAUGCAAAAGAGGAAGGAGUGAUUGGUCUCGACUUAAGCAUAUCCCUCCCACCCGCCACGGUCAAGAACCAGGGUGCACAACGCAGUCAUCUCCACUGGAGGGGCGCUAAUGAAGACAGGAUGACAGGCGAGGAAAGGAACUACAACUCCCAGCAUGCAGCGCGCAGCGCGGUUCCCGGAGAGGCCGGCUGUGCACUCGAACCCGAUCUCCAUCCAGAAUCUGGGCCGAUAGCUGCCGGCUGACAAGGCGAGCAGCUAGCACAGGAUGUGAGUGAGCACUGAGGUGUGAUCCGGAGACCCGGGCAUUCCGGGAAGUCAGGGCUCCGAGCUCCAGCUCGCCGGCCCCAGUGGACAUCUAGAGUCCCGUCGCCGGUGACCCAAGGGACCACACAUCCGGACGUGACGCUACCGCAGAGGAGGAAGGGAGAGGCGGAGCAUCGCGGUGACGUCCUCCCAAGAUGGCGGUGAGAGAGUGAAGAAACCGUUUCCCUUGGGCGGCUACGGAUGAAGGGUGAAAUUCCAUUCUGAUAUCAAAAUGCAGUAUUCACACCACUGUGAGCACCUUUUAGAGAGACUGAAUAAACAACGGGAAGCGGGAUUUCUUUGUGACUGUACCAUAGUGAUUGGAGAAUUCCAGUUUAAGGCGCAUAGGAAUGUGCUUGCCUCCUUUAGUGAGUAUUUUGGUGCAAUCUACCGAAGCACUUCUGACAACAAUGUUUUUCUUGAUCAGAGUCAGGUGAAGGCUGACGGAUUUCAGAAACUGUUGGAAUUUAUAUAUACAGGAACUUUAAAUCUCGACAGUUGGAAUGUUAAAGAAAUCCAUCAGGCUGCUGACUAUCUCAAAGUAGAAGAGGUAGUAACUAAAUGUAAAAUAAAGAUGGAGGAUUUCGCUUUCAUUGCUAGUCCCUCUUCUACAGAAAUAUCUAGUAUUACUGGAAACAUCGAAUUGAAUCAACAGACCUGUCUUCUUACUCUGCGAGAUUAUAACAAUCGGGAGAAAUCAGAAGCUGCCACAGACUCAGUUCAGGCAAACCGUAAACAACGGGCAUUAACAAAGAAAUCGUCUCAAAGUAAAAAGAAGAAAAAGGCUUUCAAUUCCCAGAAACCAGGGCAGAAUAAAGCAGUGCAAUAUCCCAGUGAUGUUUUAGAGAGUGCAUCUGUUGAAUUAUUCCUAGAUACAAAUAAGUUGUCCUCACCUGUAGCAGAGCAAGUCAUUCAAGGAAAUGACAAUUCAGAACUUGAGUUGACCUCAGUUGUGGAAAAUACUUUUCCAGCACAAGAUAUUGUGCAAACCGUUACAGUCAAACGGAAACGUCGAAAAUCACAGUCACAUUGUGCCCUGAAAGAACACUCCAUGUCUAACAUAACCAGUGUAAAGAGUCCAUAUGAGCUGGAGAACUCGGGGGAGGAGCUGGACCCAAGGUAUUCCAAGGCCAAGCCAAUGUGUAACACGUGCGGGAAGGUGUUUUCAGAAGCCAGCAGCCUGCGAAGGCACAUGAGAAUACACAAAGGAGUCAAGCCUUACGUUUGCCACUUGUGUGGAAAGGCGUUUACCCAGUGCAACCAGCUGAAAACACAUGUGAGGACUCAUACAGGGGAAAGGCCAUAUAAAUGUGAACUGUGUGAUAAAGGAUUUGCUCAGAAAUGCCAACUGGUCUUCCAUAGUCGCAUGCAUCAUGGUGAGGAAAAACCCUAUAAAUGUGAUGUGUGCAAUUUACAGUUUGCAACUUCUAGCAAUCUCAAGAUUCAUGCAAGGAAACACAGUGGAGAAAAGCCAUAUGUUUGUGAUAGAUGUGGGCAGAGGUUUGCCCAGGCCAGCACACUGACCUAUCAUGUCCGCAGGCACACUGGAGAAAAGCCUUAUGUGUGUGACACCUGCGGAAAGGCAUUUGCUGUCUCUAGCUCUCUUAUCACUCAUUCUCGGAAACACACAGGUGAAAAACCAUACAUAUGUGGUAUUUGUGGGAAAAGUUUUAUUUCCUCAGGAGAGCUCAACAAACACUUUCGAUCCCAUACAGGAGAACGACCAUUUAUCUGUGAAUUAUGUGGAAAUUCUUACACAGACAUUAAAAACUUAAAGAAGCAUAAAACAAAGGUCCAUUCAGGUACAGAUAAAAAUCCAGAUUGCAGUGUAGAUGACCAUGCUGCUUUAAGUGAACAAGACACCAUACAGAGAAGUCCUCUGUCAGAAACACUAGAUGUGAAGCCUUCUGAUAUGACUCUACCCUUAGCGCUUCCACUUGGGACUGAGGACCACCAUAUGCUUCUCCCUGUCACGGAUAGUCAGUCUCCUACAUCAGACACACUGCUGAGGUCAACUGUGAAUGGAUAUUCGGAACCACAGUUGAUUUUCUUACAACAAUUAUAUUGACUUUGAGGACAUGGAAUUGCUAGGGCAUCCUUAGCACUAAAUGUAAACAUGUCUGGUAAGGUGCAUAUUGAUAUUAACCCCCACUCAUUUGAGCUAUGUGAUCAUUAGUUGUUAUUUACAGAAGUAAAAGCACCUGAUACUGCAUCAGUCAGUGCUUGUUUUGGUUUUUGGCUUUUAUUGUAAACAACCAGCCUGUGAAGGAGCGGCUUCCAGCGCACUGUUUUUUGAGUGGGUAGGUUUUAGACACUGUUAAAGCUGCCUUAAUUCCAUCUUCAUUUUGCAUUGUAGACUUAUUUGUUCCUUAGGUAGAAUCUGACCUGUGGAUUUUUUGUUGCUGUUCUCUCCUCACUGUUUAAACAAAGUCUACAGUAAUAUCAACUUCAAAGUGUUUCUGUUUGUAAGCCCUGUGGACCAGUAUGGAAACUGUCAGAGGGAUUCAAUUUCAUGUUUAUGUCUAUGAAAAUUUAGAUACUAAGGAAGAAUUGUGCUAUUUAUUAAUAUAUUCCUUUAGAGGUAACUUUUCUAAUGAAGCCAAAUGAAGUAUUUCUCUUAAAACCCAGAAAAUGUGUGUAAAUUUUUGUUCAUUGAGAGUGAAUUCAGUAUUCUGGAGAAAACCAGUACUCAGAUCAGUUUUGUUUGAGUUGAAACUAUAUUUUUUUAAAUAGAUAUUUGGUGUUUUUGAGUGGUCAGAAGACAGUUUUGGAAUUUGAUUCAUUUUAUAUUUUAUUAGAUUUGUAGAUUAUUGGAAGUGAAUAUAUAACAAGUUUUCAAAAAUUUUUAUAAACCUAUCUUGUAUCAGUUAUGCACUUUUUAAAAUAAAUGUUCUAAAAAGAAUUUUCUAGAUACAAAAUACAUACUAGAAAUCACUUGGCUUCUAAAUUUGAUAUAUUACUUAGAAAAAUCAAGAAACUUGAGUUGCAUGCCUAAGGCAACACACAUACACACAAAUAGAAUUAAUAUCCUAAAUUCAAUUAUCAGGUAUACUUUUAGAUUAUCAGUUUGUUUACCAUUUUACAUUUGAGUUUUUCACUUCUAUAAAUUAAACUACAACUUUUGGUUGUUGGCUGUAGCUUUGUAGUGGUCCUUUCCAUUGCAGCUGGGUGUAGGGAAUUCAGCAUCACCCCAUCCUCCACGCCUGCUCCCUCUCUUUCCCUCUCACUGUUCUGCAUAUUGAUUGAUUUCACUUUGCCUUGUAAGUUACAGUUUCCCAGCCAGUUCCUGUUUCUGAUAAGUCCUGGUGACUGUUUCUCAUCUCUGCCAUCAAUUAGUUAAGUCUCACUUGUCAGGAUUUAAACUGCACUGAAACAGACUCACAGUGUUCACUGAUACUGAGUUCUUUGAUGAUAAUUCUCCCUGUUAGGGCCCAAGUCACAGAACUAAGAAGACAGAAUAGAAUACUCAGUUCAUACAAACUACAGGUGUCUUCACGUGUCUUAGAGCUAUAGCAUUUUCAUAGUAAAUUACGACCAGUGAGACUGUCCAGACUAUGAAAUACCACCUUUGUAUAAUAAACUUAUUUUAUUAUUUAGCUAAGAAAUCUGUGUGUGUGUUAAAUGAACAUGCCGAGUUUGAAUAAAAUUUGUAAGGUAUAA